AUAUAAAUCUAAAUGGAUUUUUCAAGAGAUUUGAUAAGGUGGUGAAUGAUAAGCGGUACAAAGAGUUACAAGCUGAGUUUAAUGCUAAAGAGAAAUUGCCUACGAUUUUGUGUUAGACAUUACCUAUGUUGCAGCAAGCGGGUAAGGUCUAUACACCUUUGAUGUUUGAAAAUUUUCAGGCAGAAUGGAUGAAAAAUUUAUCCCUGGUUAUCAAGGAACGUAAUGAGAUGGGUCUCUUGCGUGAAUAUGUUGUUGGUUCAUUUGGUGCAAAUGAAUUAGAGUACAAGGUCAUUGGUGGCCCAAGCAAUGACGUGGUUAAUUGUGCUUGUAAUCAUUUUGAGACCGUUGGGAUUUUAUGUUGCCAUGCGUUGAAGGUGCUUGAUAACUUGGACAUAAAGUUAAUUCCUAGUGCUUAUAUUUUGAAGAGAUGGACACAUAAAGCAAGAGAUGGAAUACUAGAGAAGCAUGGUUUAGAUACUCAUGGGAAUGGUGACAUGGAUGCAACCGAUAGAUAUAGAGAGGUGUGUCCCGAGUUUGUUAAGAUAGCAGUCAAGGGCUCACAAACUAUUGAGAGAUAUGAAUUUAUCAAGAAGAUGAUCUUGACCAUAAACAAAUCUCUCGAUCAAAUACCACUUGGAAGUGAGUCUCGGGGAAAUUUGACAGCCUUAAGUGAAGAUACGAGUCUCCUUACAAAAUGUAUGGGCCUCAAGAAGAAAGAUGGACGCAAAGGAGGAAAGCGACAUAAGAAUUGUCUAGAGAAGAAUAAAACAAAAAGAAAGAAGCAAGGAGACCCACCUCAAGCUUCUUCGCAAGCUUCUUCUGCACCUCAAGUUCUUGGAAGUUACAAUAUGCCUCCGGGUUUUUAUAGUAGUCUAUUCGGUAGGUAUGAGGCAUCACAAGAAUUGAAUAUGUCUUCUAUGAUAGCACCGCUUGGUGACGGGUAAUGCACUAUUCUAUUUGCAUUAAGUUAUGUUCAUUUUAUUAUGUACAUUUUAUCAUGCAUGCUAAUUUCUAAUUAAAUUAACUCUUUCUAUUUCUUCUAUUUGACAAUCGGGAUGUUGUAAAAGAUAUUCCGAUACACUUACGUGAAUUGGAAAAGAUCUUCUUCAUCGGUUGGAGUCCACUUGAG
This is a messenger RNA of Rhodamnia argentea, 1129 nucleotides long. Its product is annotated as protein FAR1-RELATED SEQUENCE 3-like. The record is from RefSeq and is a predicted model, not a curated record. The transcript has 2 exons. NCBI's taxonomy places the organism in Eukaryota, Viridiplantae, Streptophyta, Magnoliopsida, Myrtales, Myrtaceae. Gene Ontology annotation, molecular function: zinc ion binding. The coding region runs from base 126 to 944 and encodes 272 amino acids. Gene Ontology annotation, biological process: regulation of DNA-templated transcription.